AUGCCACUUACUUUUGUAUCUUGGAAUUGUAGAGUGUCUAUAAGGGAGCUAGUGGAUGGUUUUCUUGUUAAAAUAUUAUGGUAUAAUUUGAAUUUUAUGUUCAAUUGGAUUCCGUUUGUUGGUGCUUCGGAGAUUAUUGCUUUGGCAAGAGUUAAGGUCUUUGUUGAGUUUCAUUGGCACUACUUUUAUCAUGACUUUAAUGAAACUAUUCAUCCAGAGGAUAGACAGAGUGAGGUUGUGUAUUCUCCUUCUAUGUUGGCUUUAUGUAAUUUUGUGAACAAUUCUAAGUUGAUGGACUUUCCGCUUCAGGGUAGAUUAUUCACUUGGAAAAAUUCCUUCUCCAAAUCGCAUAUUGAUUGUUGUUUGAUCUUUACUGCAGCAGGUACUAUCUGGCCUUACAUGUCUCUCACUGCCUUGCCUGGAAAUCACUCAGAUCAUAUUCCUUUAUGUUUUCGUUCAACAAAUAUUUUUGAUUGGCGGACAAAGCCUUUUUGCUUGGUGGAUGUGUGGUGGGACCAUGCAUAUUUUGCUAAGUUUGUAGCGGAUAGUUGGGUGACAGUUUGUGCAAAGCGCAUUAAUCUCACUCUGAGACUAAAGGAGUUUCGACAUUUUAUUAAAAUUUGGGAUCAGAUAUUUUUUGUGACCAAAAUAAGAGGAUCGUGGAGCUUUCAGCUGAGAAAAGAUGGAGAUCAGAAGCUUAAAUUUGAUCUUUGGCAAGCCGAAAAAGGGCAAAGGGCAGAAUCGAUUUGGGUUCAGAAGUUAAGGCUUAACUGGAGUAAUGCAGGUGACCAGAAUACUAAGUUCUUUCAUUGUGUCGCUUCUAAACACUAUAGCAAUAACCAUAUAUAUAGUAUUCAAGUGGAUGAGUCUGUAUUUGUGGAGCCUGAAAAUUUUCGAUGUUCAGAGGCAGAGGGGCUGAGUGUGCCUUUUAGUGAAGUAGAAAUUUUUAAAGCGCUUUCUUCUUGUGGUAAAAGAAAAGCUCCUGGACCUGAUGGGUUUAACUUCUACUUUUACAGACGAGCUUGGGCAUUUAAGAAAGAUGUUUUUUUUAGUUCUUUUGCUGAGUUUCAUGGCUCGAAUUCUCGCCCCUCUAGCAUUAGCACAUCGUUCAUGGAUCUGGUUCCUAAAGUGGCAAAGUCAACUAAUAUUAAGCACUAUAGACCGAUUAGUCUAGUAAAUGGCAGAGGCAUUCUAGAAUGUUCUAUGAUUGGCAACGAACUAGUUCAUUUGGGCUCUAGGAGGAAGGAUAAGUUGUUAGUCCUUAAGCUUGACUUUUGUAAGGCUUCCGACAAUAUAGAUUGGAACUAUUUGUCGUGUGUUAUGCGGUGUAUGAACUUUCCUGCAAAGUGGAUAGAUUGGAUAGUUAACUGUCUCUUAUCGGCAACUACAGUAGUGCUAUUUAAUGGCAUUCCUGUGGAACCGAUUAACUUAAGAAGAGGUGUUCAUCAAGGGGACCCAAUUUCACCUUAUUUGUUCCUUAAUGCGGUAGAGGGGCUAAAACACAUUCAGACAGAUAAGGUGAAAUGGGAUUCACCAGUGGUUAUUGCUUUGCGGAUGAUCAAAAUCCUAUCUCGUGGCUUCAAUUUGCGGAUGAUACGUUACUUCAUCUUCGUUUUGAUAUUAAGUAGCUGUAGAAACUUACCAGGAUCCUUCACUGUUAUGAAAUUGUCUCUGUAUUGGGGUCCUUUAACCGGGCAAAAGCUUGUUAUUGGUGCUUGGGAUCAUGUGAUUAAGCGGUUUAAAUCACGUUUGGCUUUAUGGAAGGGAUCUCUACUGUCUCCUACAGGAAGGGAAUCAAGAGCAUUGUGGAGUGUUUUAAGGCCUAAAGAGUGA
This is a messenger RNA of Mercurialis annua (annual mercury), 1833 nucleotides long. RefSeq lists its product as uncharacterized. Bases 1 to 1833 code for a protein of 610 amino acids. Lineage: Eukaryota; Viridiplantae; Streptophyta; Magnoliopsida; Malpighiales; Euphorbiaceae. The transcript has 8 exons. The record is from RefSeq and is a predicted model, not a curated record.